This is a messenger RNA of Suillus plorans, 1004 nucleotides long. RefSeq lists its product as uncharacterized. The record is from RefSeq and is a predicted model, not a curated record. Lineage: Eukaryota; Fungi; Basidiomycota; Agaricomycetes; Boletales; Suillaceae. Bases 259 to 816 code for a protein of 185 amino acids. The transcript is spliced from 2 exons.
UCACAAUUGUAUCAGUGCUGCAGUUCUAUAGUACAAUGCAUCGCUGUAUAUGUUCAGCCUCAUUGCCCCGUAUAAAUAUCAAACAUGCAUUCUUCUCUGAACAUUUGACGUUUCUCAUCUGUCUCGUCUCAGUCCAUACUACUCUUUGAUCCUAAAUUCGAUACCCAAGCAGGUCUUGGGGAACCCUGGUGGACACUUCAGCUAGCUGAACAUUUUAUUGCUUCGCUCUUCAAGUUGUUGUUCUCAUAUUUUCCCCCCAUGUCUGCAUCUGUUCGUCCUACACUCCCCCCGCUUCAUACACUUAAUCUUCCUCGUGGAGAGAUUCGAGACCCCCGCAUCGAUGCAAAAUUGAAACCCCAGAUUCCAAGGCUGCACGUGCCCAGCAGUCAAUAUUCACAUUCAUGCCAGAACCGUCGGGUUUCUAUCUCAUCCUCAACGUCUUCUCGCACUCCUUCUCCCACCCCUUCGCCCCCCUCAUCUUCGCGUUCCUCUAUUUUCGGAAGUCAACCCGUUAAAUUUCGUAUUGUACCCACCACUUUUGAGCAUGCCAACGCAAUGAUUGUCAUUCCUGAUCCCGAUGCUCCACACGUGCACCCCCUCUCCGGUGCAGUCCUCGAGCAACCUGCACCGAACCUUUUUCUGGUCGGGCCUGCCUUUCAAUGCGUGCGCCAGCUACAACGACAAGUAGCCAAGGGGGUACGUCUGCGCCCCUAUCGCAUUGUGCGUAGUCCAGCGGAUCGCAGGUUUUCCAUUGCACCCAAUACGACCAGUGUCACGAAAAUUACAAUAACAAGCUCAAGUCCCAAAGAAACGUGAUGUAUUACUAGCGCCAUCAUUAUUGUAUUACUAGUAUUCUUUCUGAGAAGUGUAGAGGAAGAGUUGCAUUUUAAGUUACAAAUAAACUAAUGUUCGAAUACGAUUCACUUGUACUACUAGUUGUAGGAGAGCACUGUUACAAUUCGUUGUGUCUGAUUCACCUUGAUCAUCGUGAAGGAGACGGGGGU